Messenger RNA from Penicillium argentinense, 537 nucleotides. RefSeq lists its product as uncharacterized. Bases 1 to 537 code for a protein of 178 amino acids. NCBI's taxonomy places the organism in Eukaryota, Fungi, Ascomycota, Eurotiomycetes, Eurotiales, Aspergillaceae. The transcript has a single exon. The record is from RefSeq and is a predicted model, not a curated record.
AUGUCGCUCACUAAGAAAACCUUCACCCUCGACGACUACUAUACCCACGAGAAGCGUGCCCAUGUGCCCCUCCUGGCGUAUCUGAAGCGUGUUUCCCUCAUCCUCGCGGUUUACUACGCGUUCAUGGUCGGAGUCUACGGCUGGAAAGCUACCACUAACCUCUCCCCCCAUACCGGCUGGGGUCACCCGAUUCUGUUCUUUGCCUCCGUGGGUGUCGUUGCCCUCGUCCAAUGCACCUUCUACUGGACCGUCGACACCUACCUGGGCAAGUGGAUGCAUGGUUGUACCGCACGUCAUUGCUUCAUGGGAUCUAUCGCAAUCCUCGGUUUUGACCUGGCUACGAUCUUCAUCUUCGGCCGUAAGGCUAUUGGGGACAUGAUCACCUUCAUUAUCGAGUUGCCUUACUGGAAAGACCCCAAGUUCUGCCUCAUGUUCAUUUUAGCUAUCCAUGCGCUGGAUUUGGUCUUCUGGGCUUGCGUGACCCUCGUGGAGGGACGGCUUCCUCGCUAUCGCAGUCGCCUUCGUGCCCGCCUAUGA